AUGCCCUCAUCCCCAGAGAACCACGAGCAUGAUGAUCGUCCAGGCACUCCGCCCCGCCCGCCAUAUUCCCCAGUGACUCCAGUUCUCUCACAUCUCGCCCCGACCAACAUCUCCGCCACCCUCAAUGGGGCCUCACAGUCACAAGCUCAUCCCAUCGCUCCUCCAGCAAAGUCACCGUCGCCGACUACACCAGCUCCUCCCAAUGCGUCACUAUCGAGCUUCCCAGGCGUACUUGGACCGGUAGUCUUCGGCCAAGAGCCGGCGCCGGUGCCCAUCUCGGAAAGCGAGAAUCCCGACGCGAUCGCGCUGCGAUCCGCCAUCUCCGUUCUCCAGCUCCAGAAACAGCAGAGUAUACGAGAUAUCCAGGCGCUGGAGAAGUUGAAGAAAGUCGCGGUCGCGGACCCAGAGGCCUUUGCGCGCGAACUGGCCGCGGGCAACCUUGCGGUCGCGAAGGACCAAGGGGGGUUCGUCAAUUUCACACAUAAUGACAGUGCGGCGUCCCGGAAUGGGUCGGAUGGCUCGAUGAAGGAAGUACUGGCUGAUAUAGGACCGAUCCCAGCGCCGCAGAAUGUCGUGCGGAUGCCACCGGUCAACUGGGCCAAGUAUCAAGUCGUAGGGGAGUCGUUGGACCGGAUGCACGAGGACCAGCUACGGCGUCCAUCGCCUGGGGAGCCGAGACGCCAGGAUCCCACGCAACGGGCGCCGGAACAUGUCAUUGCCUCGCCGUAUCGACCGUUGGUAGAUAAGUUGGAGAGUCCAACACAAGUAAAGGGGGGCAGCAAGAACAAGAAGAUCUGA
This is a messenger RNA of Aspergillus clavatus NRRL 1, 798 nucleotides long. RefSeq lists its product as uncharacterized. The record is from RefSeq and is a predicted model, not a curated record. Lineage: Eukaryota; Fungi; Ascomycota; Eurotiomycetes; Eurotiales; Aspergillaceae. The transcript has a single exon. The coding region runs from base 1 to 798 and encodes 265 amino acids.